This is a messenger RNA of Adineta steineri, 657 nucleotides long. The record is from the annotation of a GenBank genome assembly. NCBI's taxonomy places the organism in Eukaryota, Metazoa, Rotifera, Eurotatoria, Adinetida, Adinetidae.
AUGCGUCGACAUCGACAAAUAGCAUUAUUAGGAUUUCCGGGUGUUGGAAAAUCUUCUCUCGCUCAUCAUUUUGUUUAUAAACAAUUCUGUACUGAAUAUGAUCCAAAUAUUAAAACAAAUCUUCAAUAUCAAUGUAAUAUCGGUGGACAAGAAUUUGAUUUAACAAUAGUUGAUAAUGCUGGAUCAGAUCAAUAUACACUUGAUUAUAUAGAUUUUGAAAAUAGUGAUGCAUAUAUUAUUGUUUAUUCUAUUGAUGAUUUACAAAGUUUUCAAAUGGUUUCAAAAAUUCGAGAGAAAAUCAUAUCAACAAGCGCUAUUACAAGAAUUCCAAUUGUUUUAGUUGGAAAUAAAAUUGAUCGAACUACUGAACGUAAAGUGACAACUGAACAAGGUCGAUCAUUAGCUAAUGCAUGGAAAGUUCAAUUUGUUGAAACAUCUGCAAUGGAUAAAAAAGCUGUUAGAGAAAUCUUUGAAAAAAGUAUAACUACAAUGGAUAAUAUGGAUACGAGUGAAAAUUCAACAAAUUCAAAUCCAAUUGAAGCCAAUUCUUCUCUUCCUUCAUCAUCAACUUCUUCUUCUAUUCCUAUAAAACAAAUAUCAUCAGGGAAAAUAACAACAAAACAACAUUCACAAAAUAAAACAUGUUCAGUAUGCUGA